Messenger RNA from Orbicella faveolata, 1164 nucleotides. Its product is annotated as peptidyl-Lys metalloendopeptidase-like. The record is from RefSeq and is a predicted model, not a curated record. NCBI's taxonomy places the organism in Eukaryota, Metazoa, Cnidaria, Anthozoa, Scleractinia, Merulinidae.
AUGAUAUUUUGGAUGAUCGGGCUUUUCGUGGGGGUAACAAAAGGUGAUGAUAUUGUGGAAUUUGAUGUUUCUGAGACAAGCAUUUUCUCAGCCGCCAUCGAUUGUUCGACGUCCUAUCAAAUUUCGCACCAUAUAAGGUGUAGUUUCCGUUUGACGAACAAUGGUCAGCGCGACUAUUCCGUGUUCAAAUGGCGCACUCCGCUGGACGGACUGAGAUCUGACUGCCUGGCAGUCACCUACAAUGGAACGAAGAUACCCUACGAUGGCAUUUACAUGAAGCGCAGUAUCCCAGGCCCCGAUCAGUUCUUGCUCCUGGCACCUGGACAAACCGUCUCCCCCACGUUUGAUGUUUCCGAAGGAUAUGACAUGACCAAAUCUGGAAAUUACUCUAUAGCAGUGGACACUUUUUUAGAAUACGCUGUAGGUAGUGUUGUUGGUAUGAAUGUAGCUGGCCAGCCGAGUAUCCAGACAAAUAUAGCUUAUUUAUCUUCCCCUGUUGAGGUUUUUUACGUAAUGGAUAACGCCCACACUAAGAUAACUUCGGGGCAAAGGGCACGUAACUUAGAAAAUCGGAAACGAUUUUAUGAAAGAAGCUUUUAUAGCUUUAUGCGAGGACAAAACAACAAUAACAUUGUCAAAGAGGGUAUUGACCAAGCACCUCUUAAUGCAGUGGUGAAGCGUUGUUCUGCAGCUCAAAGAAGAAUCACCAAAGAGGUUCAUUUGGCCACCUACCGUUAUGCAAAAUCCGCCAUUCUUAAGCUUGAAAAUAAGGAAGACCUGGCUAAACUCUGGUUUGGAGAAUCUCAUGUAAGCAGCGCCAUCAAAGUUUUCGAGAAAAUGGUGGAAAUAUUACAAAAGGACACGGUUACAUAUGUUUAUGGUGGAAAAUACUGUGAGCCUGACAUGUUUGCGUACACCUUUCCUGGUACGCGAAAAAUAUUCUUAUGCAAAAAGUACCAAAAGGCUCCGAAGCUUGCCAAGUUUGACAGUAAAAUGGGAAUCCUUACGCACGAGUUAAGCCAUGCUAUAUGCCAUACAAAUGAUAUAGUGUAUGGUCAAUCAGGUUGUAAAAAGCUUGCAAAGAAAGCUUCGCGACGUGCUGUCAAAAAUGCCGAUAAUUACGAAUAUUUGGUAGAGACAUUAUCAGUCACAGCAAAGUCAUAA